UACGAUGCGAUAAAGUAAAAUAAUAAAAAAAACCAGUCUCUCAUGUAACCAAAUGAUGCUUUUUGGGUUCUCCUUAUUUUUCUUUCUUACUUUUAAAAGAAACUCCCACGAAGCGACCGGAUACCUCCAGCUAUCACUAUAUCUUUUACUUGGAAUACUCCUUUCGAACUGGCGCGCCACUAAGGGGUACUAUGAAUGCGGAUACGGCUCCGAAAUAGAGAUCCGGUCCCUUUUUUAUUUGGAUUUUCAUUGUUGUGUCUCUUGGACCCUCUUCUUUUUUUUGUAUUAUACUGGAUUGAAUGACUUUUUGGUGAUCUAGACUAGACAACAAGAACAACAACACGUGCACUUUAUUCGGAAAAAGAAGGGGCCGGACUAAUUGGGUUUUGCUGAUGGACUUGCUAUUGAUCUUC
Molecule: messenger RNA, 413 nt
Organism: Halteromyces radiatus
Lineage: Eukaryota; Fungi; Mucoromycota; Mucoromycetes; Mucorales; Cunninghamellaceae
Exons: 4
Coding region: 53-319 (88 amino acids)
Source: RefSeq, a predicted model, not a curated record